ACACACACACACACACACACGACAGGACUCGCUGAAGAGUAGCGAGAGAAGUAUCUGAACUGGCAAUGGGACACAUGUCAGUUAUGGCCUGCAAAAACUCCUGCAAAGACUUAAACGGAACCCCGAGGAAUUUAUAAAACCUGAUGAAAAAAAAAUACAAAAUCUAUGGAUUAUUCUGAAUAAUAUAUAUUGUGUAUUUAACUAAGACAAAUAAAGUAAUAACGUCUGCUUUUGGAUUUUCAGUUGAACUUUAUUUUUAAGUCGCCGUUUGUGUCACCAGGUGUUUUUUUUUUUCUUUUCUAAUCUAAGCCUAAUGUGAAGUCUUCUACCUACUCUGUCAAAAUGGGUUUUGGAUACGAACUGCAACUUGGAUAUGGCUUAUUUUUAAUGUCCAUUUCUUCUCUUUUAACAACUGGUCAAUCAGAUCUAAAAAAGAACAUCACAAUGGCUGUGAUGCUGCCCAACAAUUACAGCAAAUAUCCCUGGGCUCUGCCAAGAGUCACUCCAGCCAUCCACAUGGCAAACGAAGCGAUUCAGAAGGACGACAGACUGUUGAAGGGGUACAACAUCACCGUGGUGACCGAAAGCACUGAGGACGAAGGUAGUGGAUGCUCUCAGACACUAGCCCAAAUAAACGCCGUGGAUUUAAAGCUGUACACGAACCCUGACGUUUUUGUCGGACCUGGAUGCGUGUACUCUGCUGCUUCAGUGGGCAGGUUUGCUACGCACUGGAAGCUCCCUCUGAUCACAGCUUGGGCUCCCGCUUAUGGGUUCGCCAAAAAGGAUGAGUACAAGACUAUUGUCAGGACGGGGCCGUCCACUACAAAACUUGGAGAGUUUGCCAAUUAUGUCCACUCUUAUUUUAACUGGACUUCCCGGGCUGUUAUAAUCUAUCAUGAUAUCAAAACGGAUGACCGCCCCUAUUACUUUCUAAUUGAGGGUAUCUACAGCAUCUUGGAGUUGGAAAACAUUACUGUCGGUGCCCAUCUUUACCCUGAGCCACAGAAGAUUGAUUACAAAGAAAUUGUCCAGCACAUUAAAAACAGUGGCAGAAUUAUUUAUAUCUGUGGGCCUUUGGAUACCUUCCUGAAGAUAAUGUACCAGUUUCACACAGAAGGGCUGUCUACAGAAGACUAUGCCAUUUUCUAUGUGGAUGUCUUUGCAGAAAGUCUCAAAGCUGAUGCAUUCAGGGGGCCCAACAAGCCUUGGCAGAACACAGAGGACCAGUGGCACAACCCAUUGGAGGUGUUUAAGACAGUAUUUGUGAUAACAUACAGGGAACCAAACAACCAGGAAUACUUAGACUUUCAGAAGAAACUUCAUGCCAGAGCAAAACAAGAUUACAAUGUGAGCCUGGAGUACUCUCUGGUGGAUUUUAUAGCAGGCUGUUUCUAUGAUGGAGUCAUGCUGUAUGCUAAGGCUCUUAACGAGACUUUAGCAGAAGGGGGUUCCCAGAAGGACGGCAUACAGAUUACACAGAGAAUGCGAAACCAGAAGUUCUGGGGUGUCACAGGUCUAGUGACCACAGACAACAACAAUGACAGAGAGACUGAUUUCAAUCUGUGGGCAAUGGCAGAUCACAAGACCGGAGAGUACAGGAUAGUUGCUCAUUUUAAUGGAACAAAUAAACAAAUUAUCUGGGCAUUGAACGAAAGAAUCCAGUGGCCAAAAGGGUACCCUCCACUGGAUAACCCUCCUUGCGUAUUUGACACAGAUGACCCCUCCUGCAAAGAAGAUAAUAUUUCAGUGUUUCAAAUUGUGGCUUUGGGAGCCGGCCUUGCCCUAACAAUUUUUGGAAUAUCCAGCUUUUUGAUAUACAGAAAGCUGAAACUGGAGAAGGAGCUGGCUGGCAUGUUGUGGAGGAUUCGCUGGGAGGAGCUUCAGUUUGGAAACCCGGAAAAAAACCACAAGAGUGCAGGCAGCAGACUCACUUUAUCUCAGCGAGGCUCCAGCUAUGGCUCCAUAAUAACAGCACAUGGGAAAUAUCAGCUUUUUGCAAAAACGGGCUAUUUUAAGGGUAAUUUGGUGGCAAUCAAGCAUGUGAGCAAGAAGAGGAUUGAACUGACCAGACAAGUGCUAUUUGAACUAAAGCAUAUGAGGGACGUCCAGUUCAACCAUUUAACCAGGUUCAUUGGUGCCUGCAUUGACCCACCAAAUAUCUGCAUUGUGACGGAGUACUGCCCACGAGGAAGUCUACAGGACAUACUAGAAAACGAGAGCAUUAACCUUGACUGGAUGUUCCGCUAUUCCCUCAUUAAUGACAUAGUAAAGGGAAUGGCAUUUUUACACAACAGCUACAUUGGGUCACAUGGAAGUCUGAAAUCAUCGAACUGUGUCGUGGAUAGUCGAUUUGUAUUGAAAAUAACGGAUUACGGACUGGCUAGUUUUAGAUCUUCAAAUGACAAUGAAGACUCGUAUGCACUCUAUGCAAAAAGGAUUUGGACAGCCCCAGAGUUAUUGAGAUAUGCAAGACCCCAUCCACAAGGCACCCAGAAAGGGGAUGUAUACAGCUUUGGGAUAAUCCUACAGGAAAUAGCACUGAGGAAUGGGCCAUUUUACAUUGAAGGGAUGGACCUUAGUCCGAAAGAGAUUGUGCAGAAAGUAAGGAAUGGACAGAAACCCUACUUCCGACCCACGAUUGACACUAAUUUUCACAGUGAGGAGCUGGCCAUCCUCAUGGAAAGAUGCUGGGCUGAAGACCAAACAGAGCGGCCGGAAUUCAGCCAUAUAAAAAUAUUCAUCAGGAAAUUUAACAAAGAGGGCAGUACCAGUAUCUUGGACAACCUCCUGUCUCGAAUGGAGCAGUAUGCAAACAACCUGGAGAAACUGGUUGAGGAAAGAACACAUGCCUACUUGGAAGAAAAAAGAAAAGCAGAAAAUCUGCUUUACCAAAUCUUGCCUCACCCUGUGGCUGAACAGCUGAAGCGAGGUGAGUCAGUUCAAGCCGAGGCUUUUGACAGCGUGACAAUUUACUUCAGUGACAUUGUGGGAUUCACGUCAAUGUCAGCAGAAAGCACGCCAUUGCAGGUUGUGACCUUGCUUAAUGAUCUGUACACCUGCUUUGAUGCCAUAAUUGAUAACUUUGAUGUUUACAAGGUGGAAACUAUUGGUGAUGCAUACAUGGUGGUGUCUGGCCUUCCUGUAAGAAACGGCACGCUGCAUGCACGGGAGAUAGCCAGCAUGUCAUUAGCAUUACUUCAAGAGGUGAAGACAUUUAAAAUACAACACAGACCCAACGACCAGCUGCGACUACGGAUAGGAAUUCACACAGGUACGGUGUGUGCAGGUGUGGUCGGUUUAAAAAUGCCCAGAUACUGCUUAUUCGGUGAUACUGUCAACACUGCAUCUCGGAUGGAGUCAAGUGGAGAACGUGAGACACCAUUUUCCUUUCAUCAUCCUAAUAUACUCCUUGAAGGUUCACGUUUCCUCAGCAACCAAAGAGGUAUUGGAUGAGUUUGGUUAUUUUAACCUAGAACUGCGUGGUGAUGUGGAAAUGAAGGGUAAGGGCAAAAUGAGAACAUACUGGCUGCUGGGUGAAAGAACAGAUGCUGAUGUCAUGUGAUAACUCUACCAUCUGCAGAACGUUUGUACAGAAUACUAGAAAUAGUAUAGUAUAGGUACAGGAUAUUACUGUAUUUUAUUUGUUCUAAAAUAAAUACCGAAUAUGUUCGUUUUUGAAAGUGCGAGAAGAAUAAAGCAAAUUUAAAAAGACACCUUUAACCCAAAAGGUAUUUUCCAGGUAUAUUUCAUACCUGUUCAAAGCUGCAAAUAUGUAAAGAAAUUGUUUUUUAUGGAAUACUUUUUUUUCUUAUGAAAUGGAGUACUAAACUCUUUAUUUUUUGUGCUUUCUACAUUAAGAUUUAUAUAAUGUGUUUAGAAAUUUGAUUAUAUAUAAAUAUAAUAUUUUCUCCUUAUACAAGCUGUAUAUAUGUGUAUCUAAGAUAUUGCUAAAUAUUUUGUUCAAAUAAACUGAAUAAAAUGCA
Molecule: messenger RNA, 3983 nt
Organism: Acipenser ruthenus (sterlet)
Lineage: Eukaryota; Metazoa; Chordata; Actinopteri; Acipenseriformes; Acipenseridae
Product: atrial natriuretic peptide receptor 2-like
Exons: 22
Coding region: 343-3453 (1036 amino acids)
Biological process (GO): intracellular signal transduction; cGMP biosynthetic process; receptor guanylyl cyclase signaling pathway
Cellular component (GO): membrane
Molecular function (GO): ATP binding; peptide hormone binding; protein kinase activity
Source: RefSeq, a predicted model, not a curated record